UAAAUCAAAACAGACCUUAGAGCGAUAACGAGAAGAAUGGCGCUAAUGACAAAGCAUCUGAAAUAAUCACAACUCUGAAAGGUUCACGACAUUGACAUAAAAUCAACUUUUCAACUGCAAUGUAUAAAGGCUGAUCUCAGACGACGUGUAAAAGCUGAUCUCAGACGGCCCUAACAGUCUCAUAAAAUUGCAAAGUUUAUCUCAAUUAUCUACGUGCACAGAUUAUCGGUCAGGUAAAGGACAUAACACUACAGUGGCGAAAAAACUAAAGGUUAUAUGUUAAUUGUAAUUGAAAGGUUAUGACCAUUGUUAUCAAAUAACCAUACCGCAAAACAUACACAAAAUUGAGAGACAAACGAAUUCAUGUCACGAAAUACUGAGAAUAGCGGAAGUAAAAUUUGUGUCGACGUAAAGUUUUACCACUAAAAAAGAUUUCAGAUUAUUUAAAAAAUCUUGUUUAAACUGUUGGAGUGCGGCACAUCAGUUCCUCUUUCGUAAAUGGCAGAGGGCGGAGAAAGUAAUAUUCAGCGUGAAUGUAUGGAGAAAAUUAUAAACAAGAUUGCUAUAGACAUUUCAGAUGAUUGGAUGAAACUCGCUAGAGAGUUAAAAGUUAAAAAUACUGUUAUAAACAACAUUGAUAACGAAUGGCGAAGUCUGUAUGAGAAAGCAUAUCAAAUGCUUCAAAAAUGGUACAGUAAAGAAGGUUAUUACUGUGGAAUGGAAAAACUUAUCGAGGCUUUACGGAAUAUUGGAAAAAACGAUAUAGCAGAUGAGAUAGAACACAUGCAUCCAGGCACAUCAGCUCCAACUCAUGAAGGGUUUUUACAAGCGAUGAUAAAGGCGCAUACUGCCAUCUAUGACGCUUGUAUAGGCUGCAUAGAUAUCAAUAUAGGAACCAACCAGCUUGUCGCCAUACGCAAAAUAGCGGAUGAAAUGGAAAAUAUGAACACGAUUUUGAUGUUGUUGGUAAACCCUUCGCACGGAAACUUUGCCAGUUUAUACAAUAUAUGCUGUGUACACGAAAAACAGAUCGAGCAACUGAUCAAAUUGGUUCUUUCUAAAUUGACAGGCACGAAAAAGCCAAGAGGAUCUUCGGAUACAACAUUGCCCAGAACAAAUGGGGAAACUCCAGAACCAAAAGUACCUUCAUGUGGUCAUCAUAGCACGUUUCCAGGUGUUGUUAAGAGAAUUGCACUUCUAUCAUUCAACGAGAGAGCCAUGGAAUAUGUAAAUAGAACUUUAACAGAUAUUUACAACUGCAUCAUAAAGAUAAUGAAAGAUAACAACCACGGUUUAUUUUCGUUUCUUUUUGAUGUAACAACGCAGCUUAAAAAAAUGAACAUUGUUUUGAUGAUCACAGGAAGUCCUCAAAGACAAACAGACGACAAGAUACAUGAACAAUGUCUCAGACGCGAACAAAACAUCAAAGAACUGCUCGACUGGAUUGUUAACAGAAUGCAUGAAUCGUAACGUCUACUUUUACAGAGAUAUACUCUUACAAUUCUUACUGUUUAAUGUUAAAAAUUUUGUAUUGUCACAACUUAACUGGAGAAAGGAUGAACGAUUCUUCUUAAAUUACAAGUUUAAACAUUUUAAUGAUUCGAGGGAAUGAGGGAAGAAGGAAUCAAAUAUUUUUAAGGCUUGCGUAUGCAAUUUAGAUUUGUACUUGUGAUUUAAAUAUACUACGCAGUCUACGCUCUAUAAUGGGCAUUUUUUAACUUUGUGUAAAUUUUGGUAUUUGUUAUUGAUAUAUAUGCGUACAUGUAUAGAUAGAAAAUACAUAUAUAGUAUGCUGAAAAUAUCGAAAUAAACAAUAGACAAUUCACUAUAAGUUUAAAGAUUGGUAAUCCAGGCAUUAUAAAGUUUAAACAAUUCACUAUGUAUACAUUUAUAUAUGAAAGUAAUUUGUAUUUUCACAAAUUAUAGCUUUUUUCACUAAAUGUUGAAAUAGCGAAGUGCGAUUGAAAAGUUGCAAUUUAUUAGUAAAUGUAUCAUAACGACAAAAUUACGCAGGUGCAUAUGGUGUUUUUGUAUUGAGGAAUAUAGAUCGUUUUUCUUUAUUAAAUUAUCAAAGAAUAUGUAAAAUUCAA
Xenia sp. Carnegie-2017 is the source of this 2090-nucleotide messenger RNA. RefSeq lists its product as uncharacterized. The record is from RefSeq and is a predicted model, not a curated record. Gene Ontology annotation, biological process: signal transduction. The transcript is spliced from 3 exons. Gene Ontology annotation, molecular function: protein binding. Bases 499 to 1470 code for a protein of 323 amino acids. Lineage: Eukaryota; Metazoa; Cnidaria; Anthozoa; Malacalcyonacea; Xeniidae.